Molecule: messenger RNA, 3789 nt
Organism: Mesorhabditis spiculigera
Lineage: Eukaryota; Metazoa; Nematoda; Chromadorea; Rhabditida; Rhabditidae
Source: the annotation of a GenBank genome assembly
AUGAAAAUAGAGCCUCAAGAUGUAAGGAAGGACCCCGUGACCAAGGACCUCGAGGCGGCAAGGCCCGCCUCGGCGCUUGGCGGAAAUGUUCACGAUCCGAGCGUGGGCCUGCAUGAGCUCCGCUCACUUAUGGAGGCUCGAGGAGCAGAGGCAAUCGUUCGGCUGAGCACCGAGCACGACGGGCUUGAGGGGCUCUGCGGAAAAUUGCGCGUGGACGCCUCGAAAGGGUUGCCCAACGACCCGCAAAUCCUCGAACAUCGCAGGAAAAAGUUCGGCGCCAACACCAUCCCGCCGGCGAAGAGCAAGAAGUUGUGGGAGUUGAUAUGGAACGCGUGCAAGGACCCAACCCUCAUCAUCUUGGUGUGCUCGGGGAUGUUCUCCCUCGGCCUAUCCUUCUACGAUCCGGAGGCCGACCCGGCAGUCGUCCCCCUCAACAACGCAACGCUACCCUUUACGGCCCUGAACGCCACUUUCCCUUUGACCUCAACUACCGAGGGGCCCGAGGAGGAGGAGAAGGGCCACGGCAGCGCCUGGAUCGAAGGGGUGGCCAUCCUGAUUUGCGUGGUGGUCGUCGUGCUCGUCACCGCACUCAACGACUUCUCCAAGGAGCGACAGUUUAGGAGUUUGCAGGCAAAAAUCGAGACGGGCCACAAAUUCUCCUGUAUCCGUAAUGGCGAGGAAAUGGACAUCCCAGUCAGCGACAUCGUUGUGGGCGACAUCUUGCGCGUCAAAUACGGAGAUUUGCUCCCGGCUGACGGCUUCUUGGUCCAAGGAAACGACCUGAAAAUCGACGAGUCGGCGCUGACCGGAGAAUCGGAUCAUAUCCGAAAGAGUCCGGAGAGCGAUCCGGUUCUGUUGUCGGGGACCUACGCUAUGGAGGGUUCCGGAAAGAUGCUGGUGACGGCCGUUGGUGUCAACUCGCAGACCGGAAUCAUCAUGAUGCUACUCGGCGCGGGGAAGGGGCCCGAUGGAGAGGAUGACGACUCAAAAUCCACCUCAUCCUCGUCCUCAUCCUCCUCCUCGUCCAGCUCCAGCUCGUCCGGCUCCACAAACUCGAACUCCUCCUCCACCUCCUCCUCCUCAUCAGCCGACGACUUGUGCGCCAAGUCGGUUCUCCAGAGCAAGCUGAGCAAGUUGGCGCUGCAGAUUAUUUAUUGCGGUACCACCGUGGCAGUGAUCGCGCUGAUUUGGCUGAUCGCCCGGUUCUGCGUGACCACCUACCUGAUCGAGGGGCGCCCAUUUUCGUUGGCCGACGUGCAGAUGUUCGUCAAGUUCUUCAUCAUCGCCGUCACGAUCUUGGUCAUCUCCAUCCCGGAGGGAUUGCCGUUGGCUAUUGCGCUUGCAUUGACGUAUUCGGUUCGAAAGAUGAUGUUCGACAACAAUCUCGUCCGUCACUUGGAUGCCUGCGAAACAAUGGGCAACGCCACUUCGAUUUGUUCCGACAAGACCGGAACCCUCACCACCAACCGGAUGACCGUUGUCGAUUCCUACAUCAAUGGAAACCACUACGAGGGCCAAGACAAGCAGCCGAAAGGCUCUUCCCUUCCCGGAAAGACUUAUGAACUCUUCACCAAAGCCAUCGCCAUCAAUUCAUCGUAUUCUUCCCAAAUUGUGCAGCCGACCAAGCCUACCCAGCAAUUGCAACAGCUGGGAAACAAGACGGAGUGUGGAUUGCUCGGCUUCGUCAACCAUUUGGGCAGCGAUUAUGCGCAGAUUAGGAGGGAGUUCCCGGAGGACAACUUUUUCAAGGUGUACACCUUCAACUCGUCGCGCAAAUGUAUGAUGACCGUAGUGCGACUCAUUGAAGAUGGAAAAGACGUCGGCUACCGUGUCUACUGCAAAGGAGCCUCUGAAAUUGUGCUCGGCCGAUGCUCCUACAUCAUUGGAGUGGACGGGUGGCCGCACGCCUUCUCAAGUGACCGUCUCGCCGAGAUCAACGAGACUGUGAUCUCAAAAAUGGCGAGCAAUGGGCUGCGCACGAUUUGCGUCGCGUUCAAGGAUUACGUAAGGAAAGGCACCCGCGAAGCCGAUCCGAUGGAGAUCCCAUUCGAAAACGAGGAGGAUAUUGACUGGAACGACGAGGAGGAGAUGAACUCAAAAUUUAUCGCCAUCGGGCUGUGCGGCAUCCAGGAUCCGGUGCGUGAUGAGGUUCCUGCCGCUAUCGAGAAGUGUCGACGGGCCGGGAUUACAGUACGCAUGGUGACUGGUGACAACAUCGACACCGCCCGCGCCAUCGCCCGCUCCUGCAAAAUCCUGGAGCCCGGCGAUGAUUUCCUGGCCCUCGAGGGCAAGGAGUUCAAUGCCAGAAUCCGCGACGAGAACGGCAAGGUGUGCCAGGACAAGCUUGACCAAAUUUGGCCCCGUCUGCGCGUGUUGGCCAGGGCUCAGCCGGCCGACAAGUACACUCUGGUGAAGGGGAUCAUCGACUCGAAGGCAACUGCGCAGAGAGAAAUCGUUGCCGUAACUGGCGAUGGUACCAACGACGGGCCGGCCCUCAAAAAAGCCGACGUCGGCUUCGCGAUGGGCAUCGCGGGUACGGACGUGGCCAAGGAGGCAUCCGACAUCAUCCUCACCGACGACAACUUUACAUCCAUUGCAGUAAUGUGGGGCCGUAACGUGUACGACUCGAUCGCCAAAUUCCUGCAGUUCCAGCUGACCGUCAACGUGGUGGCUGUGAUUACGGCGUUUAUCGGAGCACUGUUCGUCUCGGACUCGCCGUUGAAGGCGGUGCACAUGCUGUGGAUCAACCUCAUCAUGGACACGUUGGCAUCGUUGGCGUUGGCCACCGAGGUCCCCACCGACGAUCUGCUCAACCGCAAGCCGUACGGCCGUAAAAAGUCGCUGAUCUCGCGCACGAUGGUGAAGAACAUUGUCUGCCACGCCGUCUACCAGCUGAUCGUCCUCUUCACGUUCCUCUUCUACGGCCACAAGAUCUUCAACGUGCCGUCGGGCAUCGGCGCCAAGCUGUACGCCCCGCCUACCGUUCAUUUUACGAUCAUCUUCAACACGUUCGUAAUGAUGACGCUGUUCAACGAGUUUAACGCGAGGAAGGUGCAUGGGGAGAGGAAUAUUUUCAAGGGCCUACUGAAAAACCGCGUGUUCUGCAUCAUUUGGCUGUCGACGUUCAUCGGGCAGAUUCUGAUCAUCAACUACGGAGGGGAAUGGUUCUCGGUCGCGCCGCUGACGUUGGGACAAUGGGCCGUCUGCCUGGGCUUCGGUCUGUCCGAGCUGGCCUGGGGCCAGGUCGUCGCCACGAUCCCCAGCAAGAAGCUCCCCAAGAAUUUCACCUACUUGAAGGGCCCAAUGGAGCCUUCGAAGCUGCACAUCAACGGCGACUACAACGUCAACGUCCGGUCGCGCGCGUUGAUGGCCCGGCGGACCGGAAAGGGACUGUGGAUUCGAGGAAUGCAACUGCUUGGCAUGCAUUUCCGCGUGCUGCGCGCGAUGAAGCUGGCGCAGCCGAUGCGCGGUUUCGGGCGCACCGCCCCCGAAAUGACGGCCUCUGACGCGCAGCGGUGGAGGAACAGCUACAGGAAAUACCGGCACCAGAAGCACGUCGAGAGGAAAGCCGCCGAAGCCAAGGCGACGGAAGCGCAGCCGGAAGUGGCGGCCGGCAAGUCGAAGUUGCCCCCAGAGCUGAAGGAGAAGAAGAAGACCUUCCACAAGAUCAAGACGAUCGCCGGAAACCCUACUGUACAUCACCACAAGAAGAAGGGAAAGGGCAGGGGCAACGAGGCAGCCAGCAGCGACGCGGGCGGCGCGAUGAGCGACGUUGAUCUCGACGACAAA